CGAAACGAGUCGUCACAAUCAACAACCACACUGAUCGUCGUCGACUUUCGUUUGCUUCCGUGGUCGACGCCUGUGGUCGGCGCAGUGGCGACAGGGUGACAGUGGUCGAGCUGCCUGGGCAAGUUUCCUCGGAAGUGCCUAGACUGCCGUGGCGUGUACACCGUAGACGAUUGGCGCUCACGCUGGUCGAGAUUUGCGUCGUCCGUAUCUGUGGGGGGGUCGUGAAAAUCGGCAGUGCCCUCGUAUCAGCGGACCCCGAGCCUUAGCAACAACAAACGAGGGGCAAGUGUGCCCGAUGCCUGCGCAGCCGAGUUGUCUCGCCUCGUAGCCGACUGCCUGGGGCCAGCUGUUGGGCACCGAGGCCACCGAGCUCUAAAAUACAGCUCAACUUGCACAGCCAGCCUCUCCGCCUGAGGGGCAUGCCAGGCCAACGAAAGUUGACGGAGUAAAACAUGCUGCAGGGAGAGACCAUGGGCGGUGCGGUGAGCGCGGGCGAGGACAACGAUGAGCUCAUUGACAACCUGGUGGAGGCGGACUACAUCAAGAGCCCCCUGGUGGAACGGGUGUUCCGUGCGGUGGACAGGGCGGACUACUAUGCCGACGGCUGCAAGGAGAACGCCUACCGGGACCUGGCCUGGAAACAGGGCAACCUGCACCUCUCAGCGCCCUGCAUCUACUCGGAGGUGCUAGAGUCCCUGCUGCUCGAGCCGGGGCUCUCCUUCCUCAACUUGGGCAGUGGCACGGGCUACCUGAGCACCGUGGCUGGACUCAUCCUCGGCCCCUAUGGGGUGAACCACGGGGUGGAGCUGCAUGAGGACGUGGUGCUGUAUGCACGGCGCAAGGUGGGAGAGUUCAUGCGGGGCACGGAGGCCCUGGACGAGCACGAGUUCUGCGAGCCCCGCUUCGUGGUGGGCAACUGCCUGGCGCUGGACCCCGGGCGGCGCUACGACCGGGUCUACUGCGGCGCCUCCUGCCCCCCCGAGCACUGCGCCUUCGUCAAGGGCCUGGUCAAGGUCGGCGGCAUCCUGGUCAUGCCCUUCAACGACCAGCUGGUGCAGGUGAAGCGGACUGGGGAGAGCUCCUGGCAGGAGAAGAACAUUCUGCCGGUGUCCUUUGCAAUGCUGGUGCAGCCUUCCUCCAGGGACCCUGUGCAGGAAGUGACUCUGCCGGACUACCAGCCGGGCUCGCUGCAGGCCCUGAGCCGCACCCGCAUCCGGCGCGUGCUGCGCCAGCUCCUGGAGCGGGAGCACCCCUCGCUGGGGCAGGUGCGGCGCGCCACCCCUGCGGCCAAGAAGAAGAAGCAGCAGCUGCGGCGAAGGGUGCAGCGCAUCGUCAUUCCCAUCUUCGAGGAGAGCGACGACAGCAGCAGUCACCACGACCAGAGCAACGACGAGGAGCGCCGCCCGGGAGCCACGGAGGGCACCCCCAACGGCGAGGACCCAAUGGAGGUGAGCGACCCGCGCAAGCGGGCCGCCCAAGACAGCGACGCCGAGGCCAGAUUUGGGGGCGGUGCUGUCGCCUACCGGUCGGGCAACCCAUCGGUGGUGUGGAAGCGGGUGGCCUUCGACGAGCUCAACCUGCAGCUGGUGGGGCUCGAGAGCGACGCAGCGCCGGUGGCCGCCGAGGCCGCCAGCGGCGGCAGCAGCGGCGGCAGCAACGCCGAAGAGGAGGCGCCAGCGCCGCCGGAGCUCAGCUACUCGACGCUCAUGCGCCAGAGGAUCGUGGCGCUGCCCCUGCCGCCCCGGCUCAAGGAGUACCUCAACUACGACCGGCCGCUCUGAGGGCACCCGCCGCGGCCGGGGACUCUGCGUCUGCCGUGGCCGCGCAAGGGGACGUCAGGGCGCCACCUCUCGCGCGUCUUCUGCGACGAGCCUCGAAGGAGCCAGUUGUCAGGAUCGGCCGGAGGAGCUUGGGGAAUGACCGAGACCGUGCAAUCUUCCAACCUAUUUACCUUAAAAACACUCGAGUACACCCGGUUGCAUGGGCCCUUUGAACAGCGAAGCAGGGGUUCUUGGACACUUUAUAAUCUCGAUUGACGGCUGAGGAGCCCACCCCGAUGUUGGUGCAGACACGAUAGAGCAGCCCAGAAGCCUACGUAUACUGUGUAAAUGAUGGUGCACAUACUCCCGGGUAAGAUCGAAAAGAUGAUACCCGGUUUUUUGCGCCGCAUAAAUGGACUACGUUCUGCAGAGAGGUGAAACUUUGUGAGAAUGUGGCUGUUGCAGUGGCAAUAAAAUGCAAAAGUUCGAGCACAUGACGUUACCUGGAUCAAAAGAUACAAUAGUAAAACAAAAUUUCUGAAUGAGCCUAUGUCAACCCGAGCCUCAUAUUCGUCGAGCCGUAAUUUAAGAGUGUUUAAGAUAAUUUAGCUCAAUGAAAAAAAACUGGCCACUUAGGAAGACCACAUUGUUUUCUUUCACGCUGACAAGUUUCUUCACAGUUCGAUGCAAAUUGGGCUCGGGUGGACGUCGGCGCAGAGAAAUUUUGUUUUUGUUUAAUAUCUUUUGACCCAGGUAACGUCGUAUGCUCCUUAUGAAUUUGAUCAGCGCCACUAGCGUCACAUUUUCACGGAGUUUCGGCUUGCUGCGAUGCAUAAUUUAUUUACGCAAACUGAAAAACCAGGCUUCAUUUUCUCGAUCGAACCCUCUAGGAAGUAUGGCUUAUCCAGGGUGUCCCCGUAAAAUUCACAGUUUUAUCACCGCAAAAAUAAACUAUACAUCGCCAAAUGCUCAUUCUCCGCCCAAAGGUAGCGCUACAGGUCUGCACCAGAUGCCGAAGUUUCAGUACAAACCGAUAUUUUAUUCAAAAGUUGUAAGCGAUUUGCUGAAAGUUUCAGUGAGAAAAUGGUGACCGACAUUGCUCUGCAAUACAUGGAGCUCUAUGGCGUCGGUAGCCGAAAACGGGCCGCCAUUUUCUCAUAGGAAUUUUCAGAAAAUCGUAACUUUCGAAUAAAAUAUUGGUUCGGACCUCUAGUGUUACCUUUGGGUGGAGAAAGAGUGUUCGGCAAUCCAUAGUUUAUUUUUGCAGUGAAAAAAACCUUGUAAAUUUCUUCCGAGGGGGGGACACCCUGUAGUUAUGCGUCACUGGGUUGCUCAGAUCUGCUAAAAUAGUGUUUAAAUGAGAAAAGCACUUUAGUUGUGGGGAAGGGAUCAUAAAUGACAUUUUGGGAGAACCUUUGAGGGUACUUUAGGGAAUACCUUGGUUCAUGGGAACACAGUUUGAGGGCCCUCGCUCUAAAGAUGGGAGUCGCAUCAAUGCAGAAUCCGAGUGUUAUGGGAUUCGUGUGUGUAUAGCAAGGGCCAAAUGGAUCUACAAGACGCCUUAAACACAUCUCAAAGGCCAGGUUCGCAUGCUCAGACAUUUUGAUUUAGCAGGAAGGUAUAACUGAAUGGUGCAUUUGCUUUUUUUUCUGUAAAGUCAGUUAACUUGAAACAAUAAAAAGUUAUCUAAAAAUCACAAUUUUCUUACAGACCAAAGUGGAGUUGUCUCGCGCCUACAUAAAAUGUUGUAGGUGUUUAGGACGUCGCGAGUUAAAAACUAAAAGGUAAAGAAGAGCAUUAAAAUCCACUAGUUCUUCGUUUUGUCCUACACAAGAAUGCUCUCACUUUUAAUCUAAAAAGGUGUAACUGCGUACCAAGCCAUAGCACAAUUUUGACUUUUAUUUAACUUUUGAUGGGAGGCCAGUUUUUAUUUCAAUAUUUUCAUCGAAAAAAUGCACCACCUAGCCACAUUUUUGUGGUGAUUCACGGUGUCCGAGCUUGCGAGACCGAUUUUCGGGAUUUAUUUAAAGUGGGUUGGAUCCUUUUGGCCCUCGCUGUAGGGUUGUACUAUUGCCCAAAGCAAAACCACUUCUUGUUUAACGGUUGCAUGAAAUCCAGCCUGUAAUGGGAGCAUCAGCCUUGUGCUCGGUGCUCGAGCGCACAUGAUAGAAUUGGCAUGUCGUUUUCCAAGCUUCUGCGGUAGACCCCCAGUGACUGGUUCUAUGCAGUCUGUCUGGUCUGUGAAGGAAGGAGCUCUAGUUUGCUUUCAGCACGAUGCUGGCUGGGACAAGAAAGUAGACAUAGAUAUUUUCUGUCUUCUCAAAUAUCUAGAGUCUGCUAACAAAGAAACGCGGGUCAGGCGUCCAGCAAGACGGCUACCGCGAGCCUGCGUCGAGUCAAAGUGUGUGCCGUUGCGUGGCGAGCGGCACUCCUGCCCUAGCCAGGCGUACCACAGGUUCUGGCUGUGGCCAUUGCAGACAGUGCCGGGGGAGUGUAGUGCCAUGUCGCGUGCAUCGAGAGAAGGUACCACGAACCUUCCCGGUUUUCGUUUGUUUCUCUUUCGGGGUUCACAAAGCCGCUCGGUGUACAGAAGGCGCCGCCGGCUGUAGUGCGGGCGGCCUCCAGUGAAGUAACUGUAGCUCCCCGCGGUUUGGCCAUUACCGAAAUAAACGACGGCUUCUUUUUCCA
Messenger RNA from Ixodes scapularis (black-legged tick), 4448 nucleotides. Its product is annotated as protein-L-isoaspartate O-methyltransferase domain-containing protein 1. Gene Ontology annotation, cellular component: cytoplasm. The transcript has 7 exons. Gene Ontology annotation, biological process: protein modification process. The record is from RefSeq and is a predicted model, not a curated record. Gene Ontology annotation, molecular function: protein-L-isoaspartate (D-aspartate) O-methyltransferase activity. The coding region runs from base 453 to 1781 and encodes 442 amino acids. NCBI's taxonomy places the organism in Eukaryota, Metazoa, Arthropoda, Arachnida, Ixodida, Ixodidae.